Molecule: messenger RNA, 285 nt
Organism: Colletotrichum destructivum
Lineage: Eukaryota; Fungi; Ascomycota; Sordariomycetes; Glomerellales; Glomerellaceae
Exons: 2
Coding region: 1-285 (94 amino acids)
Source: RefSeq, a predicted model, not a curated record
AUGCCUCCUCGCAAGAGACCGACUUCCGCGAAGAAGCGCGCCAACGCCAAGGCGUCUUCCUCGAAGAACCCGCCCACAAAUGUCGGCCCUGAGUCUGAGGCUGCUGAGGGCGUUUCGUCGUCCUUUGACCCCUUCUUGAGCAGAGAGAACGAAAGGCUGGAGAAGGCCGUCUUCACAGCGAGGCCGAAGCUGAUGUUCGCCACCGAGGAUCCGCGCACCUUCAACGGCAGGGACUCUCACCCUGUAGAAUGGCGACACCUUUACUCUCGACCAAAAACGCAAUAG